This is a messenger RNA of Carica papaya (papaya), 1186 nucleotides long. It is a transcript of the gene P40, whose product is annotated as 40s ribosomal protein SA. Gene Ontology annotation, biological process: translation. Gene Ontology annotation, molecular function: structural constituent of ribosome. Lineage: Eukaryota; Viridiplantae; Streptophyta; Magnoliopsida; Brassicales; Caricaceae. Gene Ontology annotation, cellular component: ribosome; small ribosomal subunit. The record is from RefSeq and is a predicted model, not a curated record.
UUUUUCUCUCUUUCACAAACCUUCUCUAGCAGACGCCAAACUCUCUUCCUCGGGUUUGCAGCUAAGAAGAGAAGGCCUCAACCAUGGCGGCGACUACUACGGCGACGGCAAGGCAGCUUUCGCAAAAGGAAGCCGACAUUCAAAUGAUGUUGGCUGCUGAAGUCCAUCUGGGCACUAAGAACUGUGAUUUUCAGAUGGAGCGAUAUGUCUUCAAGCGCCGGAAUGACGGUAUAUAUAUCAUAAAUUUGGGCAAGACUUGGGAAAAACUCAUGCUUGCUGCACGAGUUAUUGUUGCUAUUGAAAAUCCACAGGACAUCAUCGUCCAGUCUGCUAGACCGUAUGGUCAGAGAGCUGUUUUGAAGUUUGCACAAUACACUGGGGCUCAUGCUAUUGCAGGGCGUCAUACUCCUGGUACUUUCACGAAUCAGCUGCAGACUUCCUUCAGUGAGCCUCGUCUUCUUAUUCUAACUGAUCCAAGGACUGAUCACCAGCCAAUCAAGGAAGCAGCGCUGGGAAAUAUCCCAACAAUAGCUUUUUGUGAUACUGACUCCCCAAUGUCUUAUGUUGAUAUCGGUAUCCCGGCAAAUAACAAGGGGAAGCAUUCUAUAGGAUGCCUCUUUUGGUUGUUAGCCAGAAUGGUGCUACAGAUGCGUGGCACAAUUCGCCCUGGUCAGAAAUGGGAUGUAAUGGUGGACCUAUUCUUCUACAGGGAGCCAGAAGAGGCCAAACAACAGGAAGAAGAGGAAGCUGUUCCACAGACUGAUUUUGGACUUCCUGCUCCUGACUAUGGAUUGCCUGCCAUUGGUGAUCAAUGGGGUGGCCAAAUUGCUGAUACCCAAUGGACAGCUGAUGCUGUUCAGCCACCAAUAGCAGCAGUUCCUGGCACCAACUGGAGCGAACAAGUUCCAGUGGCUGCAGAAGGAUGGGAUGCUGCCAUUCCACCACAGAUUAGCCAUGAGGCCCCUCCUGCUGCUGCUGGUUGGGAGUGAGUAGAGCCAAUGCAGAGUCUCUACAAUUUUAAUGUUAAUGAUCAGAAUGCUUGUCUUAUUGCCUUGAAGAGCUGGUGUUUUUUUGGCAUAGUUUUAGUUUUAGACAAAGUUUAAGAUUUUGUUAUCGAAGUUGACAAUCAAAAUUUUUGGUGUUUGUGAUCGUUUUAUACUGCAGAGUUGAUUAUAUUUCUUUCUUA